AUGGACACCCUCGCCCCAGCACCCUCCACGCCCUCGCCCCAGCUUUCCCGUGCUGUUCCUGACAUCACCCAUGAGGAGGAGGGACACGAAGAGGAGUUCGCCCAGAGCAUCAAUCAGGCCGAAGUUUUAGAACUCCCAACGCUGAGAGAAUCCGAAACUCCAGCAUCGCAGCUCUCGUCACAGCCGCUGGGAGAGGUCGAGCGUCAUCCAAAGGGGAAGAGAAAACGUACUACAGCAAAAGACAAGGCCAUACUCGAGGGAGCCUACAAUGCGAAUCCCAAACCCGACAAGGCAGCGCGCCAAGACAUCGUAAACCGCGUCUCGCUAAAUGAAAAAGAAGUUCAGAUCUGGUUCCAAAACCGCCGACAAAACGAUCGAAGGAAAUCACGGCCAUUGUCCCCUCAGGAGAUAGCCGCGCUUCGGUACGGUGGUAUGCAAAUACUGUCGUCGGACAAUACCCUUCCCGUGUACACGUCCGAGCCGGAGCAUACAUCGCCCGUCCAAGCCGUUUCAAGUUUAGAACAGGAAUACUCCUCGCCUCCUCGGGGGAUUGCCUCACCUAGCAGACUUGACCGCCACGAGACCGAGCAGAAUCACGAAGACACGUCCCAGGAGGACACUCUACUACUAACAGAACCACAAAGUCAACCUCAAGAGGAGCGAGAAAGCACGGCGCUCCCUGUUUUCGCGACACCCGCCCAGAAACAAAGACACGCCGGUGAUGACGACUCCCUCCUAAUGUCUCAGCAUCUGCCAAGCUCAGUUGGCUAUCUGUCCAACCGAUGGAAUCACCCAGCCCACUCCCACUGCCUAUCAACUCCUAUCAGCUUCAACCGAGCGGACGAUUCCUUCAACAAUUUUCCUCCUUCAUCGUGUUCAUCUUCGACCUCUGCGCUCCGUCCGCGUCUGUCCACGGGUCUGGACGGCAAGGCAGAUGUUGUCACCUCGCCACCACAGAAUCCUGCCAGCCUUCCACCACCAGAGCUGCAAUCGUUCGACUCGGCAUGCCGGCCCAGCUACCAACGCGGCCCCAGCGAAUCUCCAGUCACCUUACCACCGAUCUCAACCAUCACUAACAGUCUUUCCUCGUCUCAAAGCGCUGGCCCAUUGCUGCCCCGCCUUACGCGCGGGAGGUCGCGCGAUGUUCAUGCUUGGGAGUUUGCUUGUGAUGCAGAGAACCGCGAAGACGCACUAACGGUGCAAGCCAAUAACGAGAGCCGUGGCUCAGCAAUUGCAGCCAUCAGUCUGCUGAGAUCAACGAGCUUGAGCACCGCUGGCGGAGGCAGCCCGUUGCAACCGAGCAGGAGCAACAAGCGCAAUGCCAGCAUCAGCGGCAUGACCCCACGGGCAGACAGUUCGACCAAGAAGCCCCGACUGACGAAAGGGCUGAGUGCCACGGCAAGGCUAGAGACGCCCAACAACAACAUUUGGGCUGGAAAGCGACAGUCCUUUGCGGCAGAUACGCCAGCGGGUUUCAGUUACAACACCAAACCCAAGUCUUCUGCCUUGUUCAUCUCCCCACAAGGCAACGAGUCCGACAAAGAGAACUGGAGUCCAGAUGAGAACGGAAACCCCCGCUUCUCCUACCAUCAACCUUCCUCUGCUAUUCGGCCAACGAACCGACGACUGCUGCCCUCUGGUCCCUUGUCAUCAUCAACUUAUGAAAAGACAGUGGCGACAAAUCCCCGCCGAACACCGGCCCAUCACGCUCUAAUAGAGUCGAGCCCAUCGUUUUUGUUAUCCGGCAACCGUGCUAACACCGCCCCUCUCUACGGUGGUGGUAGGGGACAGUAUCACCGAGGAGGAGGAGGAGGAGGAGAUAAACGGGACGGAGGAGCUUCGGAGUUAAGGAUUUACGAAGACUUUGGCACGCCGAAUCACAACAACCACAGCCCAACCGCUUCUCGCCGUGCUCCUCCCCCUCCUUUCGAAGACGAUGGAAUGGACGAAGUCGAGCGGUUCAUGCGUGGGGAAGUCAGUCCAAGCAAGAAGGGGGAUGCGGAUGCCGUUGCUGGGUUGCUUUCGCUUAGUCAGGGGAAUUGGCGGUGA
This is a messenger RNA of Sordaria macrospora k-hell, 2049 nucleotides long. RefSeq lists its product as uncharacterized. Gene Ontology annotation, molecular function: transcription cis-regulatory region binding; DNA-binding transcription factor activity, RNA polymerase II-specific. Gene Ontology annotation, cellular component: nucleus. NCBI's taxonomy places the organism in Eukaryota, Fungi, Ascomycota, Sordariomycetes, Sordariales, Sordariaceae. Gene Ontology annotation, biological process: regulation of DNA-templated transcription. The record is from RefSeq and is a predicted model, not a curated record.